AUGAGACUAAAAAAACUAAUGAUUGCAACACCCAAUCCUCCAUACAUUGGUGCAUUCGAAUCAAACAUUAAAUUUAUUUGGAUAUAUCAAAGCUUUUGGCAAGGUGUUUCAUACAACAAUAGCAAUAGUUUUACAAGAAAUAAUGGUCCAUUCAAAGGAACACUAGAUCCAUAUGAAUGUGUAGAGACUACAGAUCGAUCGAGAGUCAUCAUCGUCUUGAUGUUUGAAAGAACAGAACACAAUCACGGAAUCAAUUCAAACUCAAAUCUUUCUUAUAAAAAAUAUCAGCCGACCUACAGACAAGAUGAACCAGCUGACUUGAGAGACUCGACAAGGCACACAUGA
Molecule: messenger RNA, 345 nt
Organism: Cavenderia fasciculata
Lineage: Eukaryota; Evosea; Eumycetozoa; Acytosteliales; Cavenderiaceae
Exons: 2
Coding region: 1-345 (114 amino acids)
Source: RefSeq, a predicted model, not a curated record